AUGAAAUUUCUUCUUUCAAUUUUUCUGCCCAUCUCAGGGCUGGCAGUUAGAGGAGAACAAAUAAUUAGGUGUAAUUCAAACCUUAUGAAUUUGUGUGGCUCAGAUAUGGUCAUUUACAAAUCUGAGUGUGAUUUUCUGGCUUCAAAGGCUAAAUUCAGCGACUUAACAAUUCUAGAUCUUUCUGACUGUAUUAGUUCAAAUUAUAAGGUUAUUAAUAGUUCUAGUAAUUUGAAUAUCACAAAUGGUGCUUCACAUUUAAAUAGCAGGUUAUUAAGAGGAAGUGGUAUGUUAAAGAGAGAUUCAGAGGUGAAUUCUGACAUGAUCGUAUCAGUGAAAAACGAAACACAAGAAAACUUAGUUGAAUUAGUGGAUAAAAAAGUUGAUAAUAGUGAUAAAAAUAGCACUUUAGAAUAUGAAUCUAGCUCAGAUAAUGAAAAUAUACAAGACUUAAGGUUGGCUGGUGGUGUAUAUAGUGAUGAGAUUGAUAGAGAAAAAUCAUUUUACAUGGGUAGCCACGACUCAGUUUAUAAAGGUAUUAAUAAAUAUAACGUUAAUAUGAUUAAUGUUAUUGUGGAGAAUUUCGAUAUUUCUUCAUUUGUUUUGUCAGAUGGUAAAUACAACCUUUCAAGACUUUCACUUUUAGUUUUAAAAACGAUUAUUAAAAUAUUGGAAAACCAAAAGUCUAAGAUGCUGAAUUACUUAAAUCAACUAAAUAAUGUACAAAUUGAUAACAAUAACGAUAAAAACCUUACAUCUCCAGAUUCUGGUUAUAAUGGUUUGGAGGAAAUUCAGAAUUCUUACACACAUAAAGCAGAUAACUUCAGUGUAAUUGAUCAGAGAAUGCACAAUAGCUUGAACGUUACAUUCAGGUUUGUAAACUUUAACAAUACAGAUAAUUACUUGAAUUCUCUUAUGUUAGUGGAUUUUGCUCUUCAAACUUUGGGUAAGAUGAGUAUUAACAAUUUAAAAGAUAUUUAUAAUUCUACUUUAAAAAAUGACCUGAAUAAUUCUACUAAUAUUGGAAACAUUAAUGGGGACAAGAAAAAAACUAUGAACAGAUUAUUGCUUCCUUUAGAAGAGGAAUCUACUUUUGAAGAAUUAAAUUCUUCUAAUGGAACCAAUAACUACUUGGAUGAGGCUGACAAUUGUGAGUUAAACAUUUCAUCUAAUAAAGAAACUCCAGCAAUUCCCAAUUUCCAUUGUAUCUUUCCCAAAAAUUCCACGGACAAUUUUAAAAUGGCUUCCAACUAUAUUCUAAAUUUAACUGAAUUAACCCUUAAGGAUACCUUUGACAAUAAGUUUGGAAACAGUUUAACUCUGUUUCCACAUUCAAUAUUCAAUCCAACCAUGAACACAACCAAUCCAUUAGAGACAAGUACUAGGGCUCUUUUAAGUAAUCAAUCAAAGGAAAUUGAAAACCGAGUAGAUUUGGUUUUGGACUUCUUUGAUUUAUUAUUUUCCCCAUUGAAUAUUACUAAUGAUGAUCUAAAAGACCUCGAAAUUGGCGAAAUCUUUGUAAAUUUUGAUUUGAACUUUUUGAAAGACGAAUCAAUCAAUUCUACACUCACAAAUAUGGACGAUACAGGAGUUUUAGAGGCGCUAGAUGAAAUAUUUGAAUUAGGCUCUAUUAUCAAUAAUUUUACAUUAAGUGAGCAGAAAUCCAAUAGCACGGCUAAUUCUACAUCAUUAAACCCAUUGAGAAUCGCAAGUGAGGCAACCCCAAAAAUUAAAGCAAACUCCACUGUUGAAGAACUAUUUAGAGAAUUCCCUCCUGCAUUUGAUAGGGUCAGAGGUGAAGGUUGCAUAGUUAAAUGUGAUGAUCAGGUCGAUCUUCACUGUGGAAACAACGGAGUAACAUACAAAAAUCUCUGUGAAUUCAGAAAUGCUCAAUGCACUAAUAAAAACUUAAUUUUCGUUAAUUUUGGUAAGUGUUUACCUCUAAUUAUUAGGGGUUGA
This is a messenger RNA of Cryptosporidium ubiquitum, 1956 nucleotides long. RefSeq lists its product as uncharacterized. The coding region runs from base 1 to 1956 and encodes 651 amino acids. NCBI's taxonomy places the organism in Eukaryota, Apicomplexa, Conoidasida, Eucoccidiorida, Cryptosporidiidae. The transcript has a single exon. Gene Ontology annotation, molecular function: protein binding. The record is from RefSeq and is a predicted model, not a curated record.